Messenger RNA from Pipistrellus kuhlii (Kuhl's pipistrelle), 3510 nucleotides. It is a transcript of the gene NLRP9, whose product is annotated as NLR family pyrin domain containing 9. Bases 34 to 3186 code for a protein of 1050 amino acids. The record is from RefSeq and is a predicted model, not a curated record. Gene Ontology annotation, biological process: regulation of inflammatory response. Gene Ontology annotation, cellular component: cytoplasm. NCBI's taxonomy places the organism in Eukaryota, Metazoa, Chordata, Mammalia, Chiroptera, Vespertilionidae. The transcript has 9 exons.
CGGAGGAGCCGGCGCUCACUGUCCUCGGAUGCGAUGGCUGAAUCCUUUUUUUCCGACGUCUGCUUGCUGUGGUACCUGAAGGAGCUGAAGAAGGAUGAGUUCUGGAAGUUCAAGGAGCUCCUCAAGCAAGAGCCUGUGCUGUCUGACCUCCCGCCGAUCCCGUGGCCCGAGCUGAAGAAGGCGUCCAGAGACGACCUGGCCACACUGCUGUGCGGCCACUACCCCGGCCAGCAGGCCUGGGAGAUCGCCCUGCGGCUGUUCCAGCAGGUCAACCGGAGGGACCUCUGGGCCAAGGCCAAGGACGAGAUCAGAAAUAAGAUCAACCCGUACAAGAGACACAUGGAGAGGAAGUUCUCAGACCUGUGGAAGCACGAGACGUGCCUGGUGGUGCCGGAGAACACCUAUGCCGAGUCCACCCGGAUGGAGCACGAGCAGCUGAGCGCGGCGUUCGCGGCGGACAGGGCGGGCGAGCACUCGGUCACCGCCGCCCUGCUGGGCACGGACGGCGGGGGCAAGACCACGCUGCUGCGGAGGCUGAUGCUGCAGUGGGCGUCGGGCCGCCUCUGGCAGGGCCGCUUCACCUUCGUCUUCUUCAUCAGCUGCGCCGAGCUCAACGACCUCCGCGACACCAGCCUGGCGGGCCUGCUGGCCGCCGACUGGCCCGCGGCCUCCCAUCCCGUCCACGACGUCUUCUCGCGGCCCGAGAAGGUGCUCUUCAUCGUGGACGGCCUGGAGGAGCUCACACUCGCCGUGGACACGGACGAGGACGUGUGCACCGACCUGGAGCGGCCGCGGCCCGUGCACACGGUGCUGCGCAGCCUCCUGCAGCGCGCGCUGCUGCCCGAGGCGUCACUGCUCGUGUCACUGGGCCCCGAGGGCUCCCGCAAGCUGCGCCACCUGCUGCCCCACCCAGUGUGGGUGCACCUGCCCGGCUUCUCAGGCCACCAGAAGUGGCGCUACUUCUCCAGCUUCUUCGCGGACGGGGAGCAGGCGGCGCAGGCCUUCGCCGUGGUGCAGGACUCGCCGGCGGCGUUCGCGCUGUGCCAGUAUCCGCUGGCGUGCUGGGUGAUGUGCGCCAGCCUGAAGCAGCAGCUGCAGAGGCGCCGGCCGCUCUGCGUGCACACGCAGAGCAUCACGAGCUUCUACGCCUCCUUCCUGCUCAGCGCGUUCCAGCCCCAGAGCGCCGGCUGGCCCCGAGGCCACGCCCGGAGCCGGCUGCGGGGCCUGUGCGCCCUGGCAGCCGAGGGCACGUGGGCCGGCAGGUUCGUGUUCCGCUCGUGGCACCUGCGCCGGCACGGGGUGGCCGAUAUGCACGCGCUGGCCUGGGUGAGGAUGCAGCUCCUGCGGCAGAACAGGAGCCGCUGGGUGUUCCCGCACCCGCUGGUGCAGGUGUGCUGCGGGGCCCUGUGGUACCUGCUCAGGCGCCCCCAGGACCCGGGGCCCCCCCGCAUCGGGAGCGCCGCGCAGCUGGUGGCGAAGGCCAUGACCGAGGCGCCCUUCUACCUGGCGCAGAUGGCGCUCUUCCUGUUCGGGUUCACCGCGGAGCGCAUGGCCGGCCUGCUUUGGGAGGCCUGGGGGUUCCCGCUGGCGGAGGGCCUGCGCGGGGAGGUGGCCGCGUGCCUGCGGGGCCUGAGCGAGCAGGCGGAGCGCGGUGAGCUGCCCGUCCGCUUCCAGGAGCUGUGCCCCGGCGUGCUGGAGGCGCAGGACCCGGACUUCGCCACGGAGGUGAUGAGCUUGUUCCGUCACAUCGACGUGUGCAUCUACUCCUCCGACAACCUGCUGGUCUACGCCGCCUGCUUCCCGCACGCCCUCAACCUGCGGGUCCUCCGCCUGAGCUUGGGCGAUGUGCUGGUCGAGGACCUCAGAGGCCAGUUAGACGGGGAGGGCUCUAGGAGCGGAGUCCUGCCUGUUCCGAGGACGGGCCGAGGUGAGCGUGGCCACAGGCGUGGCGCGGUGUGUGUCUCCCGCAGCUACAACCAGAAGCUCUCCUGCUGGCGGGAGCUGUGCUACGUGUUCAGCAACUGCCCGGACCUCCAGACGCUGCACUUGGACGACUGUCACUUGGACGAGGCCGCCCAGGCAGUCCUCUGGAAGACACUGGCGCAGCCCUCCUGCAGACUCCAAAGGCUGGCGCAGGAGAAGCUGGAGGAGGUACCCCUGGGCGCUGGGCCCUCACCCCUGGCUCCCCAUCUCGCCCUCUGCAGGUACAACUUCGCCUCCGACGUGGGAAAGAGCGCGGACUUCUUUAAGGCGCUGCUUCACAACCCCCACCUGACCUACCUCAACCUGCACGGCUCCGACCUGUCCGCCCAGGAGGUGGCGCUGCUGAGCGAGACGCUGAGGCACCCCAUGUGCAGCAUCCAACAGCUCAUGCUGGGCAAGUGCGACAUCACGGACGAAGCGUGCGAGGACGUGGCGCUGCUCCUGGCGGGCAGCCCGCGGCUGCGGCUGCUGUCGCUGAUGGAGAACCCGGUGAUGAACAGCGGCGCCCUGCUCCUCAGCGAGGGGCUCAAGCAGCCGGACUGCGCGCUGGAGUCGCUGCUGCUGACGUACUGCUGCAUCACCUUCAACGCCUGUGACUACCUCGCCCAAGCCCUCGUGCGGAGCUCCACUCUGUCCCUCCUCGACCUGAGCUCCAAUUUCCUGGAGGACCGCGGAGUGAAGCUGCUCUGUGAAGCGCUGGGGCAGCCAGGCUGCCGCCUACAGCAGCUGUGGUUGGCGGGAUGUUACCUCACUCCUGGCUGCUGUGAGGACUUCUCUGGGGUUCUUAUCAGCAACGGAAACCUGAGGACUUUGAAGCUAGGGGACAAAAUACAAGAUGCGGGUGUCAGACAGUUAUGUGGGGCGUUGAGGCACCCUAACUGUAAACUGGAGAAUCUCGGGCUGGAGCUGUGUGAGCUCACCGCUGCCUGCUGUGAGGACCUGGCCUCGGCCCUCACCAUCUGCAAGUCCCUGCGGGGCCUCAACCUGGAAUGGAACAGCCUGGACCGCGAUGGCAUGGCGGCGCUGUGUGAAGCCCUGGGCCACCAGGACUGUGCCCUGCAGCUGCUGGGGCUGGACAAAGAUGCAUCUGACGAGGAAACGCAGAACCUGUUGAGGGCUGUGGAAGAGAAGAACCUCCAACUGACCAUUUGCACUAAACCUUGGGACAGAGAUGAGCUGAUGCUGAAAGGUGUGUUCGUCUGACAGGGAGCACCCGGGCAUCAUCUCCUCUGGGCACAUCCAGUCCUGCAAACUGACCACCGUGGUGGUGGGCGCUGGGAGCUCCUAGCUGCUCCUCCACAGUGUUCUAGCCAAGUCACUGUGGUGUGUGAGUCAGCGGGGCCCUGCCGUCUGUGCCCGAGACCUCAAUCCCCCAUCCCUGAAAUUCCCACCCCACCUGGUAAUGCUUAGAAGAACAGACACAUUAAAGGGAUACACACUUUGAAAAGCAUGCCUUCACCGUCUUCAUGGAUGUCUUCGAACGCGGGAUCGUGGGUUUGAGGGGACCACAACCCUCAGACACUUCUG